Messenger RNA from Cooperia oncophora, 729 nucleotides. NCBI's taxonomy places the organism in Eukaryota, Metazoa, Nematoda, Chromadorea, Rhabditida, Trichostrongylidae. The record is from the annotation of a GenBank genome assembly.
AUGGAAGAAUGGACAAAAGUAAUGAGCCUCACACCUGUGAACGAUCUAACUUGGACCGGUCUGGAGCAGGAGGAUGAUGAGAACACGCCUUUGUGGAAGGAACCCGGUGGUAUGAAUCCGCGCCAUAUCGACUGGUUAGUGCCGCCUGGGGACUCGUCAUCGAACGGCUGGAAUAGUGGUGCCAAUUGUGUCGCUCGCUUCCAUACUACCUACAAAUCCUAUUCUUACUUCUAUUACUGCGGACUAGAGUUCUAUUCUGUGCAACAACCUCGUUCGAGAUGUCCUAGUGGCUGGGUGGAGUAUCGUGAUUCGUGCUAUUUCAUUGAGCACGUGAAAAUGCGCUUUGAUAAGGCCGAAGUCAGAUGUCUAGAGAGGGGAUCAACAAUGUUUGUAGCCGAUUCCAUGGAAGAAUGGACAAAAGUAAUGAGCCUCACACCUGUGAACGAUCUAACUUGGACCGGUCUGGAGCAGGAGGAUGAUGAGAACACGCCUUUGUGGAAGGAACCCGGUGGUAUGAAUCCGCGCCAUAUCGACUGGUUAGUGCCGCCUGGGGACUCGUCAUCGAACGGCUGGAAUAGUGGUGCCAAUUGUGUCGCUCGCUUCCAUACUACCUACAAAUCCUAUUCUUACUUCUAUUACUGCGGACUAGAGUUCUAUUCUGUCUGCGAGAAGAACAGUACUUUGCUCACGAAAAUAUGGGAUCAAAGCGAUAGGGGCUUUCUUUUCUAA